Messenger RNA from Gaeumannomyces tritici R3-111a-1, 2318 nucleotides. RefSeq names its product NADP-dependent alcohol dehydrogenase 6. The transcript is spliced from 3 exons. Bases 562 to 1644 code for a protein of 360 amino acids. Gene Ontology annotation, molecular function: zinc ion binding; alcohol dehydrogenase (NADP+) activity. Gene Ontology annotation, biological process: alcohol metabolic process. NCBI's taxonomy places the organism in Eukaryota, Fungi, Ascomycota, Sordariomycetes, Magnaporthales, Magnaporthaceae. The record is from RefSeq and is a predicted model, not a curated record.
GGUGAUUCCCUGUGGACCCUCGGCGAUUCUGCCGACUCCUCUAGACCUGGGGAUGGUCGCCUGGGCUGUGGUUCGAGGGGCCGUUUGGUGGGGGUCGGGCAGGCGACCGAAAACCGGGGGAGAGGGGCACAGUGAGGGGUUGAGAGCUCAGAAGAGGUGACCCGACAAACACAAACGUCAAACACUGCGCUCUCCAGGCUGGGGCCACCAGGCCACCACCCCGUUGCCCGCCCACUCCCGACGGAUAAAGUCGGCUGGAACGCCGCGGCCCUCUCGCGCGGGAGGAGGCAAUCUGUAAGGUCAGGAGUGACCCGCCCGUCGCCCCGGAGCGCUUCCUGCCUCCUGGUCCACGCCGGCCCCUCCAUGUGUGGUUUGUGACGCGGGUUGACACUGAAUAAAAAGGCGGGGGCUGCUCCCGCGUUUCGGCCACUGUUCCCCUCCAGUCUGACCUCGAUUGAGCCUCCGACACUGCCAUUGUUGCUGUUCCGGUCUAGCUAGGCUCUAGAUCUUUUCCUACCCCGACACGCUACUCCCACGAGAGGCUUCCCGCCGCUAUUAACCAUGCCCUAUCCCGACAAGUUCACCGGCUUCCAGGUCUACGGCCCGGAGACCUGGACCGAGUUCCACAAGAACGAGUUCCAGCCGAAGCCCUUUGGCGACUACGACGUUGACAUCUCGAUCGAGGCCUGCGGAGUCUGCGGCAGCGAUGUCCACACUGUUUCUGGCGGCUGGGGAGACCAAAAGUUCCCCUUGGUAGUCGGACACGAAAUUGUCGGCAAGGCCAUUCGCGUCGGCCCCAAGGUAACGCUGAUCAAGGAGGGCCAGCGCGUCGGUGUGGGCGCUCAGUCGUAUGCGUGCCUGGACUGCAGGCAAUGCAAGAACGACAACGAGACGUACUGCACCAAGCAACUCGACACAUAUGGCGCCACCUGGCCCGACACGGGCAUCGUGUCGCAGGGCGGCUACUCGUCGCACGUGAGGACACACGAGCACUGGGUCUUCCCCAUCCCCGACGCGCUCUCGAGCACCGCCGCGGCCCCCAUGCUGUGCGCGGGCCUGACGGCCUACAGCCCCCUGGUGCGCAACGGCGUUGGCCCGGGCAAGAAGGUCGGCAUCCUGGGAAUGGGCGGCAUCGGACACUUCGGCCUCCUCUUCGCCAAGGCCCUGGGCGCCGAGGUCUGGGCCAUCUCGCGCAGCCGCGCCAAGGAGGCCGACUGCAAGGCCAUGGGCGCCGACGGCUUCCUGGCCACGUCGGAGAAGGGCUGGAACGAGCCGCACGCCAUGACGUUCGACGUCAUCCUCAACACGGCCUCGUCCUUUGAGGGCUGGGACUUUGGCGCCUACCUGGGCCUGCUCGACGUGCACGGCAAGUUCGUUAGCGUCGGCCUGCCCGAGGGCGAGGGCAUGAUGAUGCGCAACCAGUCCCUGCUCAGCAACGGCGUCUUCGUCGGCGCCUCCCAUCUGGGCUCGCGCCGCGAGACGCUCGACAUGCUCAAGCUGGCCGCCGACAAGGGCAUCAAAUCCUGGGUUGAGGAGAUCCCCAUUAGCGAGGACGGGCUCAAGCAGGCCCUGACGCGCGUGCACAAGACCGACGUCCGCUACAGGUUCUGCAUGACAGGCUACGACAAGGCCUUUGCUGCCUGAUUCCUCGGCGUUUCUUCCGUCUGCGGCUUUGUUUGUACAUAAUUGACACCUGCCCGAGCUGAUUUCUGACCUGGUUUCUUUUACACCAAACGUGGGUGUUGUUACCAAAUAUAGAAACAAAAGCUAUGCUGGCAGAAGUUAGCCACGCUCAUAAAUUCCCGUCCUUUUAGGACGACCAACAAUAAUCCCGUCGAGCUGGGAAAGGGUUCAUAUACUUGUGCUUUAUGCAGAAGAGACCUUUCUGCGCGAUGGCAAGCAAGAGAACGGGUAUAUAUACAUAAUCAAGAUCACCCAAGGCCUUAGUGGGCGUCGUGGUUAGAGAUCCCCCCAACCUCUGCUAUGCAGGUGCACGCGCAGUGCCGGUUAGGAACCAGCAGGGUUGCAGCAUUGUAGAAGACUGUCUGUCCAACGAUUGCCCGGCAUGCUUAGUAUUCCUUUAUAUAUCUUCUUUUUUUAACCCCUUCCUGUCGUUCGUUCCGUCCUUUUUCUCGACCUGCUUGUUUGGAUUCCUCGCGUAUCAGGUUGUAUUCCCGCCCUCUGGCCCCCUUCCCUUCGACUUGCUGUCGAUAUGACUAGAAUCUCCGUUAUACUAUUUACUGCACAGUGUCGACUGCGACGGCCCUGGUAGGCUGUUAUGUGCGGCCCUCGGCAGUGCAUGUACGCCUUUACAAUCG